Molecule: messenger RNA, 1266 nt
Organism: Colletotrichum orchidophilum
Lineage: Eukaryota; Fungi; Ascomycota; Sordariomycetes; Glomerellales; Glomerellaceae
Exons: 5
Coding region: 1-1266 (421 amino acids)
Source: RefSeq, a predicted model, not a curated record
AUGCCAGUAUGGGGCGCGGAAACUACUGUGCCCAGCCUUGUAUCCCAAAUUCCUUCUUGUGCACUUCCAUGUCUACUAACUGGUCUUCAACACGGUGGCUGUGGGCUGGAUUCUGUUUCCACUGUCGCCAACUGUUUAUGUAUCGACGUUGGACUUCAAGCAGAUCUUUCGUCGUGUGUACGGCUCAAGUGUUCAUUCGAGGACCAAAAACAUGCUGCCCAGGUUGAGGCAGAACUAUGUGUCGCUUUCCCGAAACCUUCAAGAAGAGAAGAAGCAAGGGCAGUGGCAUUAUCCUUGUCUAUAAUAGCCUUCGCAAUCGUCGGACUUCGAUGCGUCUCACGAUACUUGAUUGACCGUCGGCUAUGGUGGGACGACUGGAUGAUUAUUGCAGCUACGUUACUUCUAGCUGCCAUAACAGGUAUUCAGAUUGCAGGAACUACUUUAGGGUUUGGGCUGCACUACUGGAAUGUCGACCCACGGGCAAGCACGAGGCUCAUACAGAUGUUCUACGUCGGCGAGCAGCUAUACAUUUUGGCUCAGAUCCUGGCUAAAGUAUCGCUCCUUCUCUUCAUCUCGCGAAUCUUCUUUUCAUCUCGAUGGUUCUAUCUCACGACACAACUCUUCAUUUUAUUUCUGGUACUGCACGCAGCAAUAUUUCUUUUUCUUGUUAUCUUCGCAUGCACACCGAUAAAGUCUAUCUGGAAUCUUGACGAUCCGUCACGGAAAUGUAUGAACAUUGCAGCAAUCGGUUACUCUGGCGCAGUGUUUAGCGUCAUCGAGGACAUUGCUAUCCUAGUUCUCCCAAUUCCUGAGCUACUUAGACUGCAACUCAAUACCAAGCAGAAGGUUUGGCUAAGUCUAAUGUUUGGCCUAGGUUCAUUUGGAUGCGUUACUAGCAUGGUCAGAUUGAAAUACCUGAUCAACCUCUCUUCUAUAUCCGAUGUUACUUGGGAUAAUGUCGAUGUUAUCAAUUGGUCUCUGGUCGAAGUCUCGUGUGCCAUCCUUUGUGGAAGUCUUCCUGCACUGCGACCACUUUUUCGUUCCCUGGCUAGCAAGAAACCGAAGAAAACCACAGAUGCCACACAUUUCGAAGGCUACCAACCACGCUACAGAGGGGACAGAUUUAGUAAGAUUUCAAAUUCCGAACCAUCAACCGAGCUAUCACUGUCAGCAGUUGAUACGGAUCUCCAAGACAUAGCAAGAGAAUUUGUGAGGUGGAAUAGCGAAAGUUUUUCGGAAGGCAAUUUUCACUCUGUUACUACAUGA